UCAGUCGAGUAAUUGAGCUCCGUGCAGUCGCCACCCGGCCGCUGCGCCGACCGCUCCACGACCUCGACUCAACAAUACUGCCAACCUAGCGGCGAUUAACACUCAUAUCUUAUCUAUUAUCUGGAAGUACACCUCCUUAUCAUGUGCUAUGACGCGGCAGUACACUCAAAAGUUCUUGAAAGAUAGCGUGAACAAUUUUACAGUGUGAAAAGAAUGUGUGCACUCUGACGUUCCUCGAGAAAUAUUACCGUUACAUCAGUGUCUGUCGUGAUGUCGUUGUUUAAGAAGAAAGCACCGAAGUACACGCCUCCUCCGGUGCCCCCUGUGGUGGAGGACCCAGUGCCAGCCAACGGCGUGGACAACAACAAUGGUGCGCAGAAGUCGCAGCUGGUGUUCCACUGCCAGCAAGCUCACGGCAGCCCACUCGGGCUUAUCUCAGGAUUCUCCAACGUAAAGGAGCUCUAUCAGAAAAUUGCGGAAUGUUACGAUUUCCCGCCAGAGGACAUACUCUUCUGCACAUUAAAUACUCACAAAGUGGACAUGAAGAAGCUUCUAGGGGGACAAAUUGGCUUAGAAGACUUCAUCUUUGCCCACAGGAAAGGUCGACCAAAGGAAAUAGAAAUAGUCAAAACGGAAGAUGCGCUAGGAUUAACAAUAACGGAUAACGGAGCUGGGUAUGCGUUCAUUAAAAGGAUAAAGGAGGCUUCGAUAGUUUCCCGCAUACCGCAUAUAGAGGUUGGAGAUCAUAUUGAAAAAUUGGAUGGUGAAAAUAUGGUCGGCAAAAGACAUUAUGAAGUCGCCAAAUUACUGAAAGAAAUACCAAAGGGCACAACUUUUACAAUUCGCCUAGUGGAACCGUUGAAAACUGGCUUCGGGAGUAUCGGCCCCAAGACGAGUAGUGCGAGAUCAGGGAAGAAAAGUUAUGGAUCGGGAAAAGAAACCUUAAGGUUUAAAGCCAACGGUCCAGCUACUAUUGAAAAUGAGCAUGACGAGAAGGCCAAAGUGGGAAUAGAUAAAAUUAACAGUCUGCUGGAAUCUUUCAUGGGCAUCAACGACGGAGACUUGGCAGCACAGAUGUGGGACCUGGCAGAGGGAAAGACAAACUCAAUGCAAUUAGCUGAUGCCAUCGACAACAGCGAUCUGCAAGAGUUCGGGUUUACUGAUGAAUUUAUCAUAGAGCUGUGGGGGGCUAUUACUGACGCUAGAUCCGGAAGGCUUAGCUAGAAGCAAAGAACGCAAUAAAAUGGGACGUAAUGUUUAUUAUAAACUGAUUGUAAAGAUACAAAACUAAAGCUAAGCCCCUGUCAAAUUUAUACAAGGAAGUUUGGUACCUACCUAUAUGUCACUUAUUAUAUACAUAUAUUAUAGUGGUAGUUAGUGUUUUGAGAGAUGAUAGUAGUACGGUGCCAGAACUGCAUUUCCAUAGAAAAUGUAUUAGGAGCUUACCUACGUUUGGAAUUUUAAUAUUAUAGUUACUUAAGUACAUUCUUAUCCCGUAAUGUAUGAAUAUCCAAAUUCAAAGAGCGACACAUCCAAAAUUCCAAAAUGAUCAUUUAACAUUAUCUUUACCUGAUAUCAGUGCCUUAGCUAUACGUAACGAAAGUUUUAUCGCUAAGACUUAACUAAGUAAUGACGAGUUUGGAAAAACCUACACCAACAUCUCCAACAAUAAACUAAAAUUCAAAAAUAAUUAAUUAAGAAAACAGAAUGAUGAAAAAUUUCCAACAGUUGAGUUGCUGACAGGUAAAGUUGGCCUAGGUUAGCCUCUAUUCUAGCAUGUAAAUGGAGCAUAAAUGUGCCUUAAUAAACUGUAGUUAGGUAAGGAUUAUACUGAAACCUUAUAAAUCUUAUAAUAUAUUAAUGUACAAAUUAUAUUUUGUGAUUUUAGGCAUUUAGUACAAAUCCUAUUAUCAAAAUAAAAAAUAGUGAUAUAAAUUAUAUUUAAAACCUGUAGAUGUUACAUGGGUAAAAACUAUUUAAACUGUAUAAAAAGUAAUGGGAAUCUACAAAAAAUAUGUGCUUACGUUGAAUCUUUAAUAUUUUGAUAGGUGGUUAAGAUGAACGAUGAAGUUGGUAUGAGACAAGUUCACAACAACUCUACACAGUUGGAGAGAUUCCUACCUACCUGUCUAACUUCCACGUACAUUAGGUACGUAAUUUAUUCUUACAUGAAAAGUAUUGAUUUACUUAACAUUUUCGAGUGACUAUAGCUUUGGCUGUGAUGAUGAUAGUGGGGUUGAAUGAGUAAGAACGUAAGAACUCUACCUAUUUCCGUAGCUUGAUCUUCCAAACCAUCGCUGUCGAAUCUAUAUUGAUUUCCCUGGAAUCAUAAGUGGCGCCAUCUGCAAUUAAUAUACUGUUUUAUCUCCCACUGGCGCAGUUUUGUAUUACGAGUACCUCACUGUACUUCCUGUGAUCAUUCCUAAAUUUUUGUCGGUACUUACUCAUAAAAAUAAAUUCUAAAGUAUAAGUAUUUGGGCAUUCUUUAAUAGUUAACAUUUUUAAAAUAAUCAAAACAGCAUUUUCUGCCACCAUUCCAUAUUGUUUUUACUUAACUAAUAAUUUGUUAUUGUGUGUUUUGUUUUGAAUUGGAAGCUUAUUUAUUCUUAUUAAGUAUGUUGCUGUUGUAGCCUUAUUCCCUCAAAGUUAAAUUCUACUUUAUCUAGUAGGUACAUAGAUACAAUACGUAGGUACAAUAGUUAUACCUAAAUAUACUAUAAGGUACUUUUUAGACUAUGUACAGUCACUAGAUAUUAUCUUAUAAGUAUAAUCAGAUAAAUAUGUUGGUGUUAACUACAUAGAUUUAAGUAAUUAAGAGUUUAAAAUAAAUAUUUUCGUACUUUAA
This is a messenger RNA of Plutella xylostella (diamondback moth), 2845 nucleotides long. It is a transcript of the gene kermit, whose product is annotated as PDZ domain-containing protein GIPC-like protein kermit. Lineage: Eukaryota; Metazoa; Arthropoda; Insecta; Lepidoptera; Plutellidae. Gene Ontology annotation, molecular function: protein binding. The record is from RefSeq and is a predicted model, not a curated record.